Messenger RNA from Gastrolobium bilobum, 534 nucleotides. RefSeq names its product LOB domain-containing protein 4-like. The coding region runs from base 1 to 534 and encodes 177 amino acids. The record is from RefSeq and is a predicted model, not a curated record. The transcript has 2 exons. Lineage: Eukaryota; Viridiplantae; Streptophyta; Magnoliopsida; Fabales; Fabaceae.
AUGAAGGAGGGUGGUAAAAAACAAGGUGCAAUGUCACCAUGUGCGGCAUGCAAGCUUCUUCGAAGAAGAUGUGCUCAGGAUUGUGUUUUUGCUCCUUAUUUCCCUGCUGAUGAACCCCAGAAAUUUGGCAGUGUCCACAAGGUUUUCGGGGCUAGCAAUGUCAACAAAAUGUUACAGGAAUUACCAGAACACCAACGAAGUGAUGCGGUUAGUUCGAUGGUAUAUGAAGCCAAUGCAAGGGUGAGGGACCCUGUGUAUGGAUGUGUAGGAGCCAUAUCCUCUCUUCAGCAACAAGUUGAUGUGCUCCAAACCCAAUUAGCAAUGGCACAGGCAGAGGUUGUGCACAUGAAAAUGCGCCAAUUCUCAACUUCAUCAAAUCAGCAGCAACAAUCAGUGCCUCAUGCAGCCUCCAAUUCAUCAUCAGAGAACAUAUACCAAUCAAGCAGGCUCAUGUCUUCACAGACCAAGUCCCUUUUUGGCAUGGACACGGUCGUUGAUCAAGCCAACAUGGGACAAUCCUUAUGGUCAUACUAG